CUGCGAGAGUCCCGGCACCGGCGCGGCCAUCUCUUGGUGCGCGCUGGAUCUGGGGGAGCUGCUGAGCAGCAGCGGCUUCCGUCCUUUGACUGCUCCAUUUGCCUGGAGGUGCUGCACCAGCCUGUGAGGACCCAGUGUGGCCACGUAUUCUGUCGCUCCUGUAUUGUUACAAGUAAGAAUAAUACAUGGACAUGUCCUUAUUGCCGGGCUUAUCUUUCUUCGGAAGGAAUUCCAGCUACUGAUAUUGCCAAGAAGAUGAAAAGUCUAUACCAAAACUGCACAGAGUGUGAUACACAGGUAUGUCUGAGUGAAAUGAGAGUUCAUUUAAGGACUUAUGAGCAAUAUAUAGAAAAAUAUGGACCUCUGCAAGAGCUUGGAGACACAGUAACAAGAUAUGCCUGUCCAUUUUGCCAGUGUGAGUUGCAUGAAGAUGAUCUAAUGGACCAUUGUCUCACUUAUCAUAGAACAGAAAGGAGAGCAGUGUACUGUCCAAUUUGUCGUUUAAUACCUGGUGGAGAUCCAAGCUAUUUUAGCAGGAAUUUUAUAAGGCAUCUUCAACUUAGACACACAUUCUACCACGAAGACUACAUAGAUAUAAACAUAGUAGAAGAAGUCCUUACUGAAAACAUUCUACACCAGUCAUUUUUAGAAUAUGUGCAAGUGAAUCAUCCAAACAGCACAUAA
Molecule: messenger RNA, 684 nt
Organism: Chelonoidis abingdonii (Abingdon island giant tortoise)
Lineage: Eukaryota; Metazoa; Chordata; Testudines; Testudinidae
Source: RefSeq, a predicted model, not a curated record